UGCGCUACAAAGUAAAAUAUUUUUUUUUCUGAUCUUGAGAUUUUCUGAGUCUUAUGUUAAUGGAUUUUUCUUUUUUCCUCACAAUUUUUGCUACUGCUACAAUAAGCUUCUUCAUCAUUUUUAGAAAAUUCAGAAUCCAUCAAGAAAACAUAGACGUGGGUUCUUCUACAUCUUCUCCAUCUUCUUCAACAUCUCCUCCAACUCUUCCAUCUGCUUUGACUUCCAACUGGACUCACCAUGUCUUUCCGAGCUUCCGUGGGGAAGACGUUCGCAGAAACUUUCUAAGUCACAUUCAAAAAGAAUUUCAAAGAAAAGGAAUUACUCUUUUCAUUGAUAAUGCGAUCAAGAGAGGAGAAUCCAUUGGUCCUGAACUCACUAAAGCCAUUAGAGGAUCUAAGAUCGCUAUUGUCUUACUCUCGAAGAACUAUGCUUCUACAAAGUGGUGUCUUGACGAAUUGGUGGAGAUUAUGAAAUGCAAGAAAGAGUUUGGUUUAACAGUGUUUGCCAUUUUCUAUGACGUUGAUCCAUCUCAUGUUAUGAAGCUGACUGGAGAAUUUGGAGCUGUCUUUAAGAAAACUUGUAAGGGUCGAACAAAGGAGAACAUUAGCAGACGGAGACAAGCUUUUAAGGAAGUGGGUACAAUUGCUGGUUAUGAUUCAAACAACUGGGAAAGUGAAGCUGCCAUGAUUGAAGAAAUUGUCACUGAAAUUUCCAAAAGAUUGAUUAGUUACACACCAUCAAGUGAUCUUGAUGGUUUAGUUGGGAUGGGAGAUCAUAUACAAAAGAUGAAACAAUUGCUUUGCUUAGACUCAACAAAUGAAAGGAGGACGGUUGGUAUUUCAGGUCCUUCUGGAAUCGGUAAAAGCACCAUUGCUAGAGUUCUACAUAAUCAAAUCUCUGAUGAUUUUCAACUGAGUGUUUUUAUGAAAAUCAAACCAAGUUAUGCAAGACCAAUUUGUUCUGAUGAUCACGAUGUGAAGUUGCAGUUAGAGCAACAAUUUCUAUCUCAAUUAUUUAAACAAAAGGAUAUCAAGAUUCAUCAUUUAGGAACUGCACAAAACUUUGUGAUGGGGAAGAAAGUUCUUAUUAUUCUUGAUGGGGUGGAUCAAUUAGUACAAUUACGUGUCUUGCCAAAAGCGGUAUGCCUUGGUCCUGGAUCUCAGAUUAUCAUUACAACACAAGACCAAAAACUUUUGAAGGCAUUUCAGAUCAAACAUAUUUACAAUGUGGAUUUUCCACCAGAUGAUGAGGCUCUUCAAAUCUUCUGCAUGAAUGCUUUUGGACAGGAUUCCCCAUAUGGUGGUUUUGAGGAUCUUGCUACCAAAGUUACAUUACUGGCUAGUAAUCUCCCUUUGGGACUUAGGGUUAUGGGUUCUUAUUUUCGAGGAAUGUCUAAGGAAGAGUGGAGAGGGGAACUACCAAGGUUAAGGGUUCACCUUGAUGAAGAAAUUGGGAGCACUUUAAAGUUUAGUUACGAUGCCUUGAACGUAGAAGACAAAGAUUUAUUUCUUUAUAUAGCGUGCUUUUUCAACGAUGAAGGCAUUAAUUGUACCUUUGAGGAUACUCUUCGUCACAAAUUCUCGAACGUGCACCAAGGGCUUCAGGUCUUAGUUCAAAAAUCUCUCAUAUCCGAGGAGACAUUUUCACCAAUGCAUAAUCUACUAGUUCAAUUGGGUAGAGAAAUUGUUCGUAACCAAUCCAUUUAUGAGCCUGGGAAACGUCAAUUUUUGGUUGAUGCGAGGGAGAUUUCUGAAGUACUCACUCAUUAUACAGGUAGUAAAAGUGUUAUAGGCAUAAAUUUGAACCUUUCUUCGAUCGUGGACAAACUGAUUAUAAGUGGGAGCGCUUUUGAAGAAAUGCCUAAUCUUCAAUUUUUGAGAUUCUCUAAUGAUGGUUUUUAUAGUCUCAAAAGAUUGCACUUACUGCAAGGCCUAAACUAUCUACCUCCAAAACUAAGAAUUCUACACUGGCAUUAUUAUCCAAUGACAUGUUUGCCUUCUAAUUUUAAUCUGAAGUUUCUUGUCAAGAUAAUAUUGAAAGAAAGCAAGCUCGAGAAAAUGUGGGAAGGAUUUCAAGUAAGAAUUUACCACUCUUCUAUGAGUUUUGUUUUAUUUCAUUUUUAUUCAUUAUUUAUAUAUAUGCGAUUACUGUGUCGAAAUUGUUAGUCUCAAAAAUACGGAUAGAAGAGUGAUCCUUAGCCUUUAAAUUCUUUCACUACUAAAUUUAUUCUCUUAUGCUCUGUUCAGGGGCGGAUACAGACAAAUAUUUAGUAUGGGGCACUAAUAAGAUUAAUAAUUAAAUUA
Molecule: messenger RNA, 2303 nt
Organism: Camelina sativa (false flax)
Lineage: Eukaryota; Viridiplantae; Streptophyta; Magnoliopsida; Brassicales; Brassicaceae
Source: RefSeq, a predicted model, not a curated record